Messenger RNA from Triticum aestivum (bread wheat), 1170 nucleotides. Its product is annotated as mitochondrial metalloendopeptidase OMA1-like. The record is from RefSeq and is a predicted model, not a curated record. Gene Ontology annotation, molecular function: metalloendopeptidase activity. Bases 1 to 1035 code for a protein of 344 amino acids. Gene Ontology annotation, cellular component: membrane. The transcript is spliced from 3 exons. NCBI's taxonomy places the organism in Eukaryota, Viridiplantae, Streptophyta, Magnoliopsida, Poales, Poaceae.
AUGCCGAGGAACAUCCCCCGCCGCCUCCUACUCUGCACCAAUAAUCUCCAUUGCCGUCUGGGGGCAGUACAGCGACGAUUCUUCUCCCACUCCGACCACGUCAAACGGCCACCACCAUCACCGCCAGAGGCCCCGCCGUGGCACCACGACCCGCGGAAGGUGGCCGCGGCGACGGCCCUAGCGACGGGCGUGGCCGCAAUCGCUGUGCGCCUCAAGUACGGCGAGAGGGCGCCCUUCAGCGGCCGCACCCAUCUGGCGCUGUUCUCCCACGAAGAGGCGCGCGAGCGCGACGAGGCCGAAUUUGCCAAGUUCAAGAAAGAGCACGCCUCCAGGAUCCUCGGCCCACGCCAUCCCGACACCGUCCGUGUCCGCGGCAUCGCCCUCGACAUGGUCCGCGCUGCCCACCAUGGCCUCGCCGUCAGGCAGCUGCACGUCGCCAAGCAGGCCAAGCCGCGCUCCGAUGAGCUGCAGUGGAUGGAUGGGCUCCACUGGGAGGUAAUCGUCGUCAGAGACGACGAGAUCAAUGGAGACUCCUUCCUGCGUGACGGAAAGAAGGGUGCAGAGACCUUCGCCGGUGCCGGAAAAAUCGUAGUCUACACUGCAUUACUCCACCCCCAAAGGAGUGAGGCCGAGAUCGCCUUCACGCUCGCGCAUGAGGUUGGGCACGUUAUUGCAAGGCACUCGUCAGGGAUAAUCCACUGGUUAAGUUCGAUCAUUGAAAAAGUGCCGAUCUUGUUCCUCCUCGUAUUGCCCUUCAUGUUUCCCGUAUUUGCGCCCUUCAAGCGAAGGUGUGAGUUAGAAGCGGACCACAUUGGAAUCCUGCUGCUCGCUGCUGCUGGAGUUGAUCCGGUCAUAGCCGUUCAGGUCAUGCAGGAGAAUGCCAUGCUGAGAGGAGAAUCUACAUUGCAAGAAUGCCUCUCUUACUUCAAGUUCCAAUCUUCUGCUAAGAAAAGAUGGCAGUUUUUGUCACAGCCCAAGGUUUUCCUGGAGGCGCUGGAAUUAUACAAACAAGUAACGAGUCACGCACAAGGUUGAUUAAAUUAUCAUGGAAUCAUGACAUGUUGUUGACACGUAUAUAGUAUAUACUACAUACAAACUUUUAUAAUUACUAGGAAAAUUGCCCGUGCAUUGCAACGGGAAAUACAUUAGUAAAACACUACCAUCUCAGCG